Chlamydomonas reinhardtii is the source of this 3227-nucleotide messenger RNA. RefSeq lists its product as uncharacterized. Gene Ontology annotation, cellular component: membrane. Bases 313 to 2661 code for a protein of 782 amino acids. The record is from RefSeq and is a predicted model, not a curated record. Gene Ontology annotation, biological process: ammonium homeostasis; ammonium transmembrane transport. The transcript is spliced from 18 exons. Lineage: Eukaryota; Viridiplantae; Chlorophyta; Chlorophyceae; Chlamydomonadales; Chlamydomonadaceae. Gene Ontology annotation, molecular function: ammonium channel activity.
GUUCCAGCACACACGCCCAGUUACUGCUAGAUAUUAGCGAGGGCGACAAUGGAGCCACGGCCAGUGUCUUUGACCAGCAUUUAACCCUUGCAAUUUGUUGGCGAACAAAGCAAAAUGGCUUCACCUGCGCCGAGCGGCUCUCCGCCGCUCGUUAUCUAUAGCUGCACUGAUGAGCAAAUGCUAGAAGUGACCGAGCUAGUGGGCGACUCCGCGACAGCGGCCAUAGUUUGUAGCCAAUAUGACUGCAGUUUCACGGCAGUCAGCUGUGUGCUUAAGUAUCUUGCCGCGCAACAAGCGGACUUGAGCGAGCAAAUGGACGGCACAGCCAAAGCGGAGGUCGCCUUGUCGCUAGACGUGGCGUUCCUCCUAUUCAGCGCAUACCUUGUGUUUGGACCGAUGCAAUUAGGCUUUGCGCUGCUCUGCGCGGGCGCCAUCCGCUCGAAAAAUAGCAUGAAUGUGUUGAUGAAGAACAUCUUGGACGCGUGCACUGGCGCCAUCGGGUUCUACCUGUUCGGCUAUGCGUUCGCGUUCGGACACCACGCCAACCAGACCUCCAACGCCUUCAUCGGCGACCACAACUUCGCGCUGUCGUACACCACACAGGUCAGCAGCCUCGACAGCAACGUCAGCUACGACGGGUUCGCCACGCAGGGCUGGCACGUGUUCUUCUUCCAAUGGAGCUUCUGCGCGGCCGCCACCACCAUCGUGUCCGGCGCCGUGGCGGAGCGCUGCACCUUCCAGGCCUACCUGGCCUACGCCUUCUUCAUCUCCUCCUUCGUCUACCCCGUGGUGGUGCACUGGGUGUGGAGCGCCAGCGGCUGGCUGUCCGCAUUCAACACGUCCCGGGACGGCUACGCGCUGCUCCUGCAGACGGGCGCCAUCGACUUCGCGGGCGGCGGCGUGGUGCACCUCACCGGCGGCAUGGCGGCGCUCAUGGGCGCUUGGAUCAUCGGCCCCCGCAUCGGGCGCUUUGACGCGUCCGGCAAGGUGAACGAGAUGAAGGGGCACAGCGCCACACUGGUGGUGAUGGGCACCUUCCUGCUGUGGUUUGGAUUCUACGGCUUCAACCCUGGAUCCAACCUCACCAUCGCGACCACGGCCUCGGCCAUCGUGGUGUCCCGUGUUGCGGUGACCACCACGCUGUCUGCGGGCGCGGCCGGGCUCACGGGGCUGUUCUGGCGCUACAUGCGCACAUCCACCUGGGACACAGUGCUGGUGUGCAACUGCUGCCUGGCCGGCCUGGUGGGCAUAACAUGCAGCUGUAGUGUGGUGGAGCCCUGGGCGGCGCUCAUCUGCGGCUUCGUGGCGGCGUUCGUGUUCAUCGGGUUCGAAUACGUGGUGUUGUACAAGAUGAAGAUCGACGACCCCGUGAGUGCGGUGGCGCUGCACCUGUUCUGCGGCGUGUGGGGGCUGCUCUUCCCCGGCCUCCUGGCGCAACCCACCUAUGUGGCGGACGUGUACGGCGCGUACGGCUUCGGGCCGGAUGUGAAGGGCAGCAAGAAGUUCGGCAUCCUGUACGGCGGUCACGGCCAGGUGCUGCUGUGUCAGGUGAUUGAGGCGCUGUCCAUCUGCGCCUGGGUGGGCGUCAUGAUGGGCGCCUUCUUCGGGCUGCUCAAGGUGGCCAAGAGGCUGCGCGUGCCCGUGGACCAGGAGCUGGCGGGACUGGCCAAGCCCUUCGGCGCGCACAUGACGCUCAACGACGUUAUGGCCAAGGUGGUCAAGAUCGAGCGGCAGGACAAGCCGCACGUGAGCGCCAUAAGCUUCGACCGCAACGCAGCCAACGUGUUCCAGUCCUACCUGCAGGGCGCCUUCAACUUCUCCAUCAAGCGCGGCGGCAUCCUGUACGGCACCGUGUUGGAGGAGGAGGGGCCGGAGCCGGGCAAGACGGAGACGCACGUGCGUGUGGACUUCAUCUACGAGCCGCCGCAGGAGGGCAGCGCCGACACCCUCACACUACAGCGCCACACGCCCGAGGAGCAGCAGGUGGAUCUUAUCGCCCAGAUGCUGGGCUACCGCAAGGUGGGCUUCAUCUUCAGCCAGUCGGUCAAGGGGCAGAAGGCGGCGGCGGAGGGCGACUACAUCAUCAACAGCCAGGAGCUCAUCGCCAUGGCGGCCAUGCAGGCCGAGAUCGGCGAGCACGGCGCCACUGCGCUGGUGACGCUGGUGGAGGAGCCGGAGACGGGGCCGCAGGUGCACUUCGAGGCCUUCCAGUGCAGCGACCUGGCUGUGCGACUGGUGCGCGAGGGCUGGGUGGCGGCGCGCGAGCCGGCGGACGGCGUGUCGCGCAUGGUCAACCCCAAGGAGCCCGACGUCAAGGACCCAGUCAUGAUCAACGGCAAGGACGCUGGCGAGGUGGACAACGACUGGUUCCUGUGUGCUGUUCGCAUCCAGGACCACGAGGGCCGACUGCUCACCAGCUUCCCAGUGGAGAACAGGCUCACGCCGCAGGGCAAGACGGAGCUGCGCGAGCACCUGAAGCGCCACGGCGCCCGCGGCUACGUGGAGCGGCUGUCCGACUUCCACCUGCUGCUGUGGCUGGCCAAGCAGCCGCACCUGGACCCGAACGAUAUGGCGCUGCUGUGCGAGGCGGUCAAGGAGCGGCGGCCCGUGCUGGAGGGCUACCGCGUCAUCAUAGACAGCAUCGCCGGCAUCGCGCAGUGAUUGGGGCGGAGGGUGGAGGGAGGGAGGGAGGGAGGGAGAGAGGGAGGGAGGAUGGGGAGGGGGAGGAAGGAAGGUUGUUGUGGUAGUGGUGGCGGUGGUCGGAGCUCGCGCUGUCUCACUGCUGGCAGGAUGGUGGCGCGGGAGGCUCCGCGGGGGGUGGGAAGGGUGCCGCAUGACGGCAUGAGCAUACGCAUGGGGUCCGAGUGGCCAUGCAGCCCCAGCAGUGCGGUGGUGCCACACGGAGUCAGGAGGCGCAUCAUACAGCGUCAUGGGAAUGAUUGGGUUUGCGCACGCGCACCGCUUGCAUUCGGUUGUCUUGCAAGGGAAUGUGCACGCCUGCGCGUUGACGUUGCGCACCCGUGCCGGUAGAGGCUGGGGCAUGGCGUAAAUUGAAGGCAUAUAUUGACAAGCUGAGCCUCUGUCACAUGGUGCUUACACUAUGGUAUAGCCUUUGCAUGGAGAUUGAAGCAUCCAACUACCGUAUCCGCGCUUGGCGGUAAAGGCGAUGUGCGCCCUGAGCUGUAACAUAUCGUGCCUCGCGCCAAUCGGUUGACUUGCUGCGUCCG